Coniophora puteana RWD-64-598 SS2 is the source of this 826-nucleotide messenger RNA. RefSeq lists its product as uncharacterized. Lineage: Eukaryota; Fungi; Basidiomycota; Agaricomycetes; Boletales; Coniophoraceae. The transcript is spliced from 4 exons. The record is from RefSeq and is a predicted model, not a curated record. The coding region runs from base 1 to 621 and encodes 206 amino acids.
AUGGGAAGGAGGGUCUGGUUCAUCACGGAUGCGUCAUCCGCUCUCGGACGCUCGAUGACAGAGCAGGUUUUGCGCAGCGGCGACGUCGCCGUCGCGGCGCUGAAUAGGCCGUCGGAGAUAUUCGACCUUGUCGAGAAAUACGGCGCGAAUGUUCUCCUCCCAACGAAACUAGAUGCGUUCGACCGUACGCAGGUGUUCGCCGCGCUCGCAUGUGCCAAGGAGGUUUUCGGACGAAUCGAUGUCGUGUUCAACAACGCGGGGGACGGUGUGUCUGCGCAGGGAGAGCCCUGGUGGGAUGAGGACGAGGAGGACGAGAAUGUCGAUGCAGUGUCGGAUGGCGAGAGCUGGGCGGUAGCGAAUGUCACAUGGGAGGCGGUUCGAUUCUUCCGGGAGGUGAAUUCGCCAAAGGUUGCAGGGACGAUAGUGCAGAUGGCGGCACCGGCACACCACGAGCGUUCGAGUGUGACGGGCGAGCUCUCACGGCUGAUGGAUGCUACCUGGAAUGUCAAGCUGUGGCUCGUCGACGAUGACAUCAACCAAAGAUUAGGUCAGUUCAUGCACUACCAUCUUACCGAACGCUUGUUUGAAGCUGAUGCCUCUCCCAGAAUGCUCGUCUCCUGAGAGUGUCACUUCAAGUCGGGGAGCUGUCGACGACGCAUCAGCGAGGUUGGCAAGCAGAGUACACGCAGCGAUCAGCUCGCCAUCCAGCAAUCCGGUAUCUCCAUCAAGAUGCAUAGGUUCUAUUCCGCUAUUUCGCCCUGGUUCAUCAUGCUUUCAGUACCCCUUCUAAACGGGUUGGCGCGGGUUCCAGCCCGCUGGAUCCUCG